This is a messenger RNA of Tripterygium wilfordii, 2030 nucleotides long. RefSeq names its product piriformospora indica-insensitive protein 2-like. The transcript is spliced from 2 exons. Gene Ontology annotation, molecular function: protein binding. Bases 473 to 1768 code for a protein of 431 amino acids. Lineage: Eukaryota; Viridiplantae; Streptophyta; Magnoliopsida; Celastrales; Celastraceae. The record is from RefSeq and is a predicted model, not a curated record.
UACUCCUUCCCUGAUCUUGUUGAUUGUCAUUACUAUUAUUACUUUGUUUAUGCUUUGAAAAGUGUGCUUGGAUCUUCUUGUAUUCUCUCUGCAAUAUACUUCCUUAGCUUUCCCUAUAAACACAAGGUAGCAAGUUCUGGACUUUGCUUCACUUCCUCUUUCUAAUGCAACUCUUCUUGGCUCUCUCUCAAAAUACUCUCCGUCACUGCCCACUAAGAGGGUACCUUGUUGUCAUCUUCUCAAGAUCCUUGCACCUAAACUACGUGGGUUUGAUUCCUUAGUUUUAUACUUCUUUUGGGUUCUUGUUAACUUCACUGGAGAUUCAAAAGAACCGCCAGAAAAACGUUCAUCCAAGUUCAGGCCGAAGCUUCACCCUCUUAUGCUCUGUUUUCUCUCUGUUUCUACUUAAGUCUGUUGAGUGCUUUUGGUUCUUCGUAAUCUUGAAGAGUUAAAAGAGUUGAUCAAAUUACCCAUGAAGAGUCUAAUCAGAAGAAGCAGAAGUCAUGUUAUUCUGGUGCUGUGCAUGUUGAGUUUGAGUGGAUUGUGCACUGGGGAAGCAGACAGUGGUGAUGAUGGGGCUCCAAUGGAUAAAACAGAGCAAGCAGCACUUUAUUCUGCAAUUCAGGGGUUUGUUGGUAAUUUGUGGAAUGGCUCAGAUCUCUAUCCAGAUCCUUGUGGUUGGACUCCUAUUCAGGGUGUCUCUUGUGACAUCUUUGAUGGACUUUGGUAUGUAACUAGCUUGAGCAUUGGACCAAUCCACGAAAACUCUCUAAUUUGUGCCCCAAUUGUGGAAUUUAGACAAGACUUGUUUGAGCUUAAGCAUCUAAGAUCACUCUCCUUCUUCAGUUGCUUCAUUUCACCCCACCAGCACCCAAUUGCCCUCCCUACCACAGAUUGGUCUAAACUCGCUGGAAAUCUAGAAUCACUAGAAUUCCGAUCGAACCCGGGUUCGAUCGGACAAAUUCCUACUUGCUUUGGCAACCUCAUCAACCUUCAAUCUCUAGUGCUAUUGGAGAAUGGCUUAACAGGCGAAAUACCUGAAAAUAUUGGACACCUAACCAGCUUGAAAAGAUUAGUACUUGCUGGUAACUGGUUCACUGGUAGAAUCCCAGAUAGUUUUGGUCGGUUAAAUGAGCUACUAAUUCUUGAUUUGAAUAGGAAUCUACUGUCUGGUCCUUUGCCUUUGACUAUUGAGGGAUUGACUUCACUCUUGAAGCUUGAUUUGAGUAACAAUCAAUUGGAGGGGCAGCUGCCAAAUGGGAUUGGAUAUCUAAAGAAUUUGACACUCUUGGAUCUUAGAAACAACAAAUUUUCAGGUGGGUUGACCAAAUCACUUCAAGAAAUGUAUUCCCUAGAAGAGAUGGUAUUAUCUACCAAUUCAAUAGGGGGAGAUCUCAAGAGUAUUGAGUGGGAUAAACUACAGAAUUUGGUCAUUUUGGACCUCUCAAAUUUGGGGUUGGUUGGUGAAAUACCAGACUCUUUUGGUCAAUUGAAGAGGCUGAGAUUUUUGGGUCUUAGUGACAAUAAACUCACAGGCAGUCUUUCACCAAAGCUAGCAAGUCUACCUUGUGUUGGUGCCCUCUAUGUUGGUGGAAACAAUCUUACAGGGGAACUAAAGUUCUCUCAAGAGUUUUACAGGAAAAUGGGUCGGCGGUUCGGGGCAUGGAGCAACCCGAAUCUCUGCUAUCCGGGUGGGUUAGUUUCUACAAGUCAUGCUCCUUAUGGAGUAAAACCAUGCCAGCAAGAACUAAGAAGUCAUUCUGAUUGAUCCCAAUUUGACUUCCAAGUUGGGAGAUGGCAACUUGAACCGAAAUUCCCAUUUCAUUACUCCUUUGGGAUUCUCAAGCUUUUGCUGUUUAUGGGCUUUGGUGGGUUUUUCUAGUACAACUAUUAUAGAUGAAUUUCCUCUUCAAUUUGUACUUAUAGGCCCUACCUUGAGGUGAAAAGAAAAGAAAGAUUUAGCUCACCUAACAUGAAUCUUACAGCUUUCCUUUGUAAUGAGUUUAAUUUUGUGGUUGACAUAUAAUAAA